Molecule: messenger RNA, 1264 nt
Organism: Cydia fagiglandana
Lineage: Eukaryota; Metazoa; Arthropoda; Insecta; Lepidoptera; Tortricidae
Product: COP9 signalosome complex subunit 5-like
Exons: 3
Coding region: 1-483 (160 amino acids)
Source: RefSeq, a predicted model, not a curated record
AUGUGCCGGUUAGGGGGCUACAAACCAGCUAAUGAAGAACCCUCAGAAUACCAGACCAUCCCGCUCAACAAAAUUGAAGACUUUGGUGUCCAUUGCAAGCAAUACUACUCCCUGGAAGUGUCCUACUUCAAGUCUUCUCUGGACCGGAGACUGCUGGACUCUCUGUGGAACAAGUAUUGGGUCAACACACUUAGCAGUUCAAGUCUGAUUACCAACGCUGACUACACAACGGGACAGAUCUUUGAUUUAUCGGAUAAGUUGGAACAGAGUGAAGUGUGCUUGGGUCGCGGCGGCUUCAUAGUGCCCGGCGCGGACCCCCACGAGAAGCGCACGGAGGACAAGCUCGGCAAGGCCACGAAGGACGCGUGCAAGACCACUAUCGAGGUCAUACACGGGCUGAUGGCGCAGAUGAUCAAGGACCGCCUGUUCAACGGCGUCAGCGGCCGGCCCGGCCCUGCCACGCCCAUGAUUGAGGACUCCUAGUGUACCAUAUAAGAUACUUAACUAAAAUAAUAUGUCAGCGUUGAAGUGGAGGGAGAUUUCUUCACUGCUACACCAGAGGGCCUAGCCAAGUGACAAUCGCUGAGACGUCAAUCGAAAGUGUAAUAAUAAAUGGAAAUGAUGACGUGCAUUUUUGUUGUAAGGUAGUUGGUACUGGUGCUCGACGCGGUCCUAGUACUUGUCAUCUUGAAACUAGUCUUUGUCAUUAGAGGUGACAGCCGGGUGUCAUGCAUCUAUUGGGCAUUAGCUUGUGGAGCACUAGUACCUCCUACUAGUACCACCCUUUCAUCCCGAUACGUUUUUCUUUUCUAUUGGCGUUUGUCGAUUGGCUUGGUCCCCAGCGCGAAAAUCAUAACCAAUUUUCGUUUUUUUUUCUCUGCGCGCAUAAAUACCUACCACAAACUUCUGAACGUGAUUGCUGUCAAGGCGUUCAGAUAUUUAUGAUCAUCCCUUGACUGUUGUGGUGUAUUGAUCUAUGUAUCUCUUUGUUGCACCUGUAUAUUAUUUUUAUUGUACACACAGAAAGUUGCAAAAGUACACACCGACUUUAUGAAUGAAAUUAAUUCAUAAAGUGGGUAUGCACAUUUUCAGCUUGCUGUAUAUUUGUCCAGUGUCUGUAAUAUUGACGUUGGGAAUAUUCAAGUUAAAUAACUUUGAUAUACUUACAGGUUGAUUGAAUAUUUCCAAAGUUAAUUAUAAACAUUCUAGUGUAUAAAUAUUAUUGUGAUUUUUGUAACAAAAACUUAUAAUAAAUAUGGAAAAA